Oryza sativa Japonica Group (Japanese rice) is the source of this 2967-nucleotide messenger RNA. RefSeq lists its product as uncharacterized. The record is from RefSeq and is a predicted model, not a curated record. Gene Ontology annotation, molecular function: GTPase activator activity. Lineage: Eukaryota; Viridiplantae; Streptophyta; Magnoliopsida; Poales; Poaceae.
GGGAAGAGAGAAAAAAAGGUUUAAUUAAAAGUUUUUUUUUUCAGUUUUAUUAUUAUUACUUACUUACACGCGCAGCGAAGCAGCCAGCGAACGAAAGAGGCGAAGCCUUCGCGUCGCCGCUCGCCGCCACCUCGUCUUCCGCUGCGAGAUCUCGCGCGAGCGCCGCCAUCGGAGGAGGAGGCGCGUCGGCAGGGUUUGUGGCGGCGGCAGCGGCGGCCGGGGAUCCGGGCGGCGAUGGCGAGCAGGCUCAAGGAGGACGAGAGGAACGAGCGGAUCAUACGCGGGCUGCUCAAGCUGCCCGCCAACAAGAGGUGCAUCAACUGCAACAAUUUGGGACCACAAUAUGUCUGUACAAAUUUCUGGACCUUCAUUUGUACCAAUUGCAGUGGAGCACACCGAGAGUUCACGCAUCGAGCGAAGUCAGUUUCUAUGGCUAAAUUUACUGCACAGGAAGUUAGUGCCCUUCAAGAAGGAGGAAAUGAGCGUGCUAGAGAAAUAUUCUUCAAGGAAUGGGAUGCUCACCGCAAUUCUUUCCCUGACAGCAGUAAUGCGGAUAAAUUGAGGAACUUUAUUAAGCAUGUUUAUGUGGAACGGAGAUACACAGGAGAAAGAAGUGCAGAUCGGCCACCGAGGGGAAAGGAUGAUAAGGAUGAGUAUAGUGAAAACAGGAGAUCUGAUGGAAAUUGGGGUGGUUCAAGAAGUCCGCCAUACAAUGAAAGCUAUUCUGAUCGUCGCAGUUAUAGUGGAAGGAGCGAUGACAGAAAUUCCAGAUAUUCCUAUGGAGAACGAAGUCCUGGCUAUGAACAUAAUGAUUAUAAGAAAAGCCCCCGCUACUUUGAAGUUGAUGAUAGAAAUCGUGAGGAUAGAUCUGGAAAAACAACUCCAGUUCAACGGUUUGAGGACCGCAGGCCUUCUGAACCACAGAGGCCAGAUAAUGGGUCUCCAAAUUACCAGAAGGAAACCGAUGGAUCUAGCCCUGUUGUACGGCCAGUGAGGGAUAUACUGGGUGAUAAUGCACCUCAACUACGGGUUGGUGAGCCUCCUAAGCCAAAUGUAGCGAGAACGAUUGAUCCUCCGAGACCAAUCGAUCCUCCAAGACCGAUUGAUCCUCCAAGACCGAUUGAUCCUCCAAGGCCAAUUGAUCCUCCAAGACCAAAUGGAACCAGAACCAUCGAACCUCCACCACAGAUGCAGAGGACAUCAACUGCCAGCAGUAUUGGUUCUUCAGAGGGGACCUCCGAACAGAUAAAAGUGGCAAGUACGAUAAGUUUAAUUGAUUUCAGUGCUGAUCCUGAGCCUUCUGCAUCUGUGCCACCUCCACAAUCUACACCUACAUCACAACAGCAGCCUGCUAGUGCACAGCCAGUGCAACCUGUUAAUGCACCAGCACAACAGCCUGCUGUGGAACAAGGGAAAAAUGUGUCAUCAGUGAGCAGUGGUGGUGGUGACUGGGCAUCGUUUGAUUCUUUCGGCCAGCAACAAACACCACAAACUGGCAAUAGUGUAGAUCCCCUUGAGUCUGCACUUGCUCAACUAUCAUUUUCUGAAACACCCUCUGCACCCAAUUCAUCAGCUUUUCCAGCUUCGGUCAUGCCCACUUCAGUUCCAAAUGAUGGAGGGUCAUCCAUGAUGGGGCAGUCACAUUCUUCAUUUUUUGGUGCACCCCCUGGAGUCUCAGGUCACCAGGCCUCAACAGGAAUGUCUAUCCAUGGAUCUUCAGUUCAACAAACUGGUCUAGCUGCUCCGGCAGCUGGACUUCCGUUCCAGGUCUCUGCGAAUUCCCGAGCAACUAGUGGCAUUCAAGAAGCAGCACCUAAUACUGACAGUAGAUCCAUUGGCCGGAAAGAACUUCCAGCGGAUAUCUUUACUUCGUUAUAUCCACCAGGACCUCAAACAAUAGGGGGUUGGCAGAGAACACCCCAAUUUGGAAUGGGAUAUGCCAUGCCAUAUCAGACUGCAAUGGGAAUGCAAGCAUAUCCUCAGAUGGCAUUUGCUCAACCUGCAUAUCAACAACCUGUAUAUCCGCAACAGCAACAUGCAUACCCCCAACCUGCGAAAGCAUCAAAUCCUUUUGAUCUUGGGAAUGAGCCAGCUCCAGUUCAAGCUCACACGCAGCAGCCCCUACCUGGACCACUGGGAGCAUCUGCUGGCAUGACUCCCCCAGGUUUACUUGGUACCUCGAGUUUUGGAGUCCUUCCACAGCAACCUCAGCAGCUGUACCAGUCACCUGCACCUCCAAAUCAUUACAUGAUGCAGCAAGUUCCAAACAUGUCUGAGCAGUUACCUAAUACCAUGCUUCCAAUGCAACAAGGAGGUUUGGGUUCCCUCAACAUGGGCUUUGAUCAACAAGCUGCUCCCAGGUACCCCCAGCCAAGCACCCCACCUUCCUAUGGCUCUGUUGGGGGAAAUCCUUUUGGGUAAGGUCAUUAUACAAUCGACGUGCGAUAUUAUCUGCUCUUUUGGAGUUCUUGUGCAUCAUCGGACAAAGGGUUUGCAGUGCCCAGCGGGAUCAGGAACCAUACUAGCCCUCGAGAGAAUUUGUUAAUUCAUACUACUGGUUGUGUAUUUAUCCGCUGUAGUUGGUUGUACAACUCGUUUCCACAAGGACAAUGGUCGAGCGUAACUGCGUCUGAGCAUAAGCUCCACCCUUCGGAGUUCUUGAUGCGCAUUCCAAUAGUGUUUGUAUAUUUGUGUUUGAUGCGGUUGCAACAUGUAUAUUUGGGAAGGAUGAGGCCUCGGGGCCUCGAAUGGUUUUUUGACUUUCUUUUCGGAUUCUCCAUGGACCAUGUGCAAAUCAUGUAUUCUUAUUGGCCCAGGUUGUUUAUUUACCCCCAGUGCAGUUGGCUAUUAAAAUUUAUGUGGAUGGUAAUACCGGAUUAUGGUUGAUAUGUAUAAUUGUGUAAGGUCCAUUUUUGGAAUGUUGUAUGAUACUCAGGACAAAACGAAACUUCUAAGUUGUUUUCACCA